Messenger RNA from Naegleria gruberi, 1158 nucleotides. RefSeq lists its product as uncharacterized. Bases 1 to 1158 code for a protein of 385 amino acids. NCBI's taxonomy places the organism in Eukaryota, Heterolobosea, Eutetramitea, Acrasida, Naegleriidae. The record is from RefSeq and is a predicted model, not a curated record. The transcript has 2 exons.
AUGAAAACAAAAUUCAUUAUAAGCUUGUGCAUUGCUCUUGCAUUCGCUGCUUUGGUCUUGGCAAAUCCAAGUAAACCAGAACCAUCCAAGAAUGUUGAUACUUAUGGAGAACAUCAACAAUUCUGUUACAACAAGUGUACUCACUACAAGACAGUCAAGGGAAAGUGUUCAGAUUAUGAAUGGAUUGGUACCAAGAAAGAGUGCUGUGACUGGAAGUUGGUUGGUAAGGGCAAAUGUUUGCAAUACAAGAGAUUCAGCAAGUGUGACAAGUACUCCAAGGCUAGAAAGUUGUGUUUGGGUCAUGUUUGUGACAAGCACAAGACUGAAAAGUAUUGUAUCAAGUCUAACUGGAAGAAUUUGUGUGAACAUAAGGGCAAGAACAAUGCUUGUGAUGAAUAUGCUUAUCAUUUCGUUUGUACCAAGUAUGACAAGUCAAAUGUCUGUGCUAAAUUCAUCAAUGUUCCAAAGGUCGGAUAUCACUAUAAGAAGAGAUGUGCUGAAUACAAGCUCGAUGCUUACUGUUCUGCCUACAAGCAAGUCUGUAAAUGCCAAAAGGGAUGGAAGAAGGUUAACGGUAAACAUUACAAGGGAUGGACUGAUACUUAUUAUCAUGCCUUCUGUCAACAAAAGUGUCACAAGAUUUGUGCCAAAUAUACCAAGACUAAGAAGUGUGUCAGAUACAAUAAGGUUAAAUUCAGUCUCAAGAAGGGUUACACUAAGAGAUGUGUCAAAUUCGUUGAUAGAAAGUUCUGUGUUGCUCAAAAGAAGGCUCGUUUCUGUACCAAGUGGAGUCAAAAUCAAUUCUGUGAUUUCAAGAAGAGAGUUCGUGUCUGUGAAAAGUUCAAGGAACGUAAAUUCUGUGCCAAUUAUAAGGCAGUCAACUUCUGUACUCAAUACCAUCAUACCAAAUCAAGAUGUAUCAAGAAGAAGCACUGGAAGAAGUGUGUCAAGAAGUCUCCUGGUUAUAAGGUCUGUGCCAAGUAUCAAUUCGUUGGUGGUCAUAAGAAAUGUGUCAAAUAUGGUGAAGAAUCAGUUUGUUCAAAGAAGAAGAAGAUUUGUUCUCCAAUUAAGGUUGACAAGUAUGUUCCAGAAAAGAAGGAACACAAGAAGAAGGAACAUAAGAAGAAACAUGACAAUUACAUUGAAAAGAAGAAUUAA